AUGAUCGGGAUCUUGACGGUGAACGACCAUGGUGGCGGUCAAAAUGUCGCGCCUUAUGGAGGGAUUGAGGGACGGCUUUCAACCAAUCCGCUUGCUUGUGCCAUUCCGGUUGAAGGACGCGAGCCUAUUUUGUUGGAUAUGUCUACGAGCGUUGUCGCAGCAGGAAAGGUACGAGUGAGACGGCAUCGGAAGGAGCCUGCUCCAGAGGGGUGGCUUAUUGAUGCUGCGGGGAAUCCGACAACCAACAUCGAGGAUUUUUAUGGAUCUCCGCCCGGUGCGCUGCUUCCUUUUGGAGGGAUCGCCGCGCAAAAAGGGUUUGGACUCAGUAUUGUUGUCGAUAUUCUCUCUGGAGCGUUGAGUGGGGCGGGAUGUACCAGCCAAGAGGGUUCAAGGGUGGGCAAUGGCGUGUUCAUCACAGUUAUCAAUAUUGCCAGUUUUGUGGACCUAUCAGAUUUCAACGCCGAGAUCAAUCGCUUCAUUGACUACAUCAAGUCUGCGAAACGUUCACCCGGUGUCGAGGCGAUUCGCAUCCCAGGUGAGCGAGGCAGGGGUGAACAAGAAAAACGAACACGAGAGGGAAUCUUUGUCGAAGAAAGCACGUGGGAUCAAAUUCAAGAGGUUAUGCGAAAAUAUCAACUCCCAAUUCCUGAUCCAUUGAUAUAG
Molecule: messenger RNA, 663 nt
Organism: Geodia barretti
Lineage: Eukaryota; Metazoa; Porifera; Demospongiae; Tetractinellida; Geodiidae
Source: the annotation of a GenBank genome assembly